Molecule: messenger RNA, 2128 nt
Organism: Carassius carassius (crucian carp)
Lineage: Eukaryota; Metazoa; Chordata; Actinopteri; Cypriniformes; Cyprinidae
Gene: ednrba
Product: endothelin receptor Ba
Exons: 8
Coding region: 117-1367 (416 amino acids)
Biological process (GO): vasoconstriction; G protein-coupled receptor signaling pathway; regulation of blood pressure
Cellular component (GO): membrane
Molecular function (GO): endothelin receptor activity
Source: RefSeq, a predicted model, not a curated record
CGUGAACUGACAAUAGCAAAGGACUACUUUGAAAUUCUAGCCUGAAGAUAUUUGGCAAUCAAUGUAAUGAUUAAACUGAUAAACAGUUUUAGCAUAGUGUUUAACGUUUCAUACAAAUGAUGGAAUCAAGAUGCGUUGUUACUUUGCUCAUUCUCCUGACUGGACACUUCGUCAUGAUAAGUGCUCAAGGGACUAGGCAACUUUCCACGGCGCUCGUGUCUCCAACCGUGAAAUCUGCAAUUGGUAAAGGCAGAGUGGUCAAUGAGUCAAUGCCUCAACGACCAAGAGUUUUGCCGCCUAUGUGCACAGGUUCCACAGAAAUAAAAGAUACUUUCAAGUAUAUUAACACCGUGGUUUCGUGCAUUGUGUUUGUAGUUGGGAUAAUCGGAAACUCUACGCUGCUCAGAAUCAUUUAUAAAAAUAAAUGCAUGCGAAACGGUCCUAAUAUCCUCAUUGCAAGCCUGGCGCUUGGGGACCUUUUGCAUAUUGUCAUAGACAUUCCCAUUAACGUCUAUAAGCUUCUGGCUGAAGAUUGGCCAUUUGGUGUUGGACUUUGCAAAAUGGUUCCCUUUAUACAAAAGACAUCAGUUGGCAUUACAGUGCUAAGUUUGUGUGCACUGAGCAUAGACAGGUUUCGAGCAGUGGCAUCGUGGAACCGCAUUAAAGGCAUUGGCGUCCCUAAAUGGACAGCUAUUGAAAUCAUUAUGAUAUGGGUGCUGUCCAUUAUACUUGCAGUGCCAGAGGCCAUUGCCUUUGACAUGAUCACAAUGGACUACAAAGGAGAGCAGCUUAGGAUUUGCUUGCUUCACCCUAUGCAGAAAAACAAGUUCAUGCAGUUUUAUAAGUUAGCCAAAGAUAGGUGGCUUUUCAGUUUCUACUUCUGCAUGCCGCUGAUGUGUACUGCUAUCUUCUACACUCUCAUGACCUGUGAAAUGCUUCGAAAGAAGAAUGGGGUCCAAAUUGUUCUUAGUGAUCACCUAAAACAGAGACGUGAGGUGGCUAAAACCGUGUUCUGUCUGGUGCUAGUCUUUGCACUGUGCUGGCUUCCUCUGCACCUCAGUCGUAUUCUUAAGCUUACAAUUUAUGAUGAAAGGGACCCCAACCGCUGCGAGCUUCUGAGUUUCUUCCUGGUUCUUGAUUAUAUCGGGAUCAACAUGGCAUCAGUGAACUCAUGCAUAAACCCAAUCGCUUUGUAUAUGGUUAGCAAGCGCUUCAAGAGCUGCUUCAGAUCAUGUCUGUGUUGCUGGUGUCUUCCUCCUGAAAUGUUAGCCAUGGAUGACAAACAGUCCUGCAUGAAGCUGAAGGUGACAGAGCGAGGAUCUGAACAAAGCAAUAGCCGUGCCUCCAACAAAUACACUUCAACUUAGACACUGAUCUGCAUACAGGAUUCCUCCUCCAGCAGUCACUGUGAAAUCUACAACAACAGCACCUCUGAAUCAUCACAUGAGAGAUUCAAAUCUCAUCUUCACAAUAAAUCUAUUUCCAUUUCUUAUUGGAUUAGGUUGUCUCUUGACUUCAACGGUCAAAAAGGUCAAUUCCUGAAGCAUUUCAGCUUUGGAUGAGAUUAAUGCUGCAGCAAAACUGAUGGUUUAUUUAAAGUUUACUUAAAGUUUAAUGCUACUUUAAAAAAAAGACAUUUAUAUAUGUACAGUUGUUUACAAAAGUGUAUAUACUGCUGCAAAAUGUUAUUUUACCAAAAUAAGAGGGAUUUUAUUUAGUACAGUCCUGAAUAAGAUAUUCAAAAAUUUGCAUACGCUUGAUUCUUAAUACUUUGUAUUGUUAUCUAUCCACAGCUGUUGUUCAUGAGUUCCUUGUUUGUCCUGAACAGUUCAAAUGCCCACUGUUCUUCAGAAAAUCCUCCAGGUCCCACAAAUUAUUUGGUUUUCCAUUAUCUUUCACAUAUUUUAACCCUUUCCAGCAGUCACUGUAUGGUUUUGAGAUCAAAACAUACAGAAACUUGAUGGGGUUGGGGGGAUUUUUGAAACUUUUCAACAUAUUAUUUAAACAUGUUUUUUUUUUUCUUUUUUUAGUACUGCCCUUCAGAUGCUUUGGAAGAUACUUACAUUUCCCAGAAAUAAAAAUAAGUGCAGUUUACCUUGAUCUUAAAGUCAAGUUUUCACCCCUGGCU